This is a messenger RNA of Adineta ricciae, 930 nucleotides long. NCBI's taxonomy places the organism in Eukaryota, Metazoa, Rotifera, Eurotatoria, Adinetida, Adinetidae. The record is from the annotation of a GenBank genome assembly.
AUGAGUUGUAUACCGAUGGUAUGGUCUCCGAGUACAUCUGACGAACUAAGUUCAACCUUUAUCGUUUGUAUUGUUGCUACCGUGGUUCACACUCUGUUCUGGAUUGCAAUUUUUGGCUUUCCUUCGUUAAAACAGAGAACUAUGCUUUGGCUGUAUGAUUAUCUGCUUUGUGAUCUGCUUUUACUUAUACGAUUUUUCCUACUUUAUGGUAUGCGUCGAGAACAACUAUGUGUGAAUCCAACAUUCCGAACAGUUCUAUGCUAUUACGAAGCAUCGUCCAAAUUCUAUAUGAACACUGUUCAAGCUUAUCUUCUACUUGCAUUAACUACUUCUCGGUAUUUCCAAAUCGUCUACAAUCGAAAUGUUUACAUAGAAAAUGUUCGCUCGAUUAUUAUCAGUCAUUUUCUGAUUUUUGUCCUUCCGGCUGUUAAUGUUGCCGUACAAUUUUUGGCAGGUUGGACCCUCCUAUGGCGUCGAACAGGUUCCUCUUGCGACAUUCAAUAUGUAUCAGUAUUUGUACAAAUAUUCAAUCUGCUCACAAUCUAUAUCAUUCCUAUCACAACCAAUCUUCUUCUUCUAACCCUCUGUAUUCGCCAUGCAAGCUCGACUCGAGGUAUACAGAGCGAACAAAUCAUUAUUCUUCGCCGGAAGCACCAACGAACACUUCUGUACCCAACAGUCGCAUUCUAUUCGAUCUGGUUAGCUUUGUGGAGUCCGUAUGUUUUAGCAUUUCAAUUCAUAAACAUUAAUAGUGAUUCGGGAACUUAUACGUCAUUGAUGAAUUAUGUGGAGAUCGCUGUAGAUCCGAUACUGAUCGCGAUACUUGACGUUCGCUUUUUGAAAGCAUGGCAAACAGCCUGGCAAAGAAUUCGAGGCCGACGGCAAGUCAUUGUUGCACCUGUGGCACAGAAAAUAAAAACGGUCAUGUAG